Molecule: messenger RNA, 4916 nt
Organism: Spinacia oleracea (spinach)
Lineage: Eukaryota; Viridiplantae; Streptophyta; Magnoliopsida; Caryophyllales; Amaranthaceae
Product: ABC transporter B family member 11
Exons: 12
Coding region: 1040-4903 (1287 amino acids)
Biological process (GO): oligopeptide export from mitochondrion
Cellular component (GO): mitochondrial inner membrane
Molecular function (GO): ATP binding; ABC-type oligopeptide transporter activity; ATP hydrolysis activity
Source: RefSeq, a predicted model, not a curated record
AUCAUAGAAGCGUUACUACAUAUAUACGAGUAUGUGCCAAAAUUAAGUUGAGGAAUUGAAAAAUGAGAGAAAGAUUGUGGAGCUAAGAAUUGACUUCGAAACGUUUAUUAUUGUAAGUUUCCUAAUUUUGUAUGUUCCCAUUCUAAUGCAUUUCUGUUAAGCAAGAAAUAAAUUAAGAAUAAGUGGCGGGAAAGAAUGCAUGAUUUACGAUUGAAAAAAAUUAGUUAGACAAGCUUCUAUUCUUGAAAAUCUAGCCUAACUUUAUGCAUUACUUCAACUGUUUCACAAUAGUUGUAUUAUACUGAUUUUCUGCUUUAUGUACAUAUAUUAAAUUUGACAACCAAUAUUUUUAAUUACUCCGUACAUAUUAAAAGAAAUUAUAAAAGUUGCAUAUUUUAAAAAUAUAUAUUGAUAUAUAUAAACCUAAUAACAAUAAAAAAGUUACAAUUAUGUCUUUACAUUUAGUAAUAAACGUAGUCAAAAUUAGUAAAUGAAUAGUGUGAAAAGUCAAAAUGAUUCAUCUAUUGUAAAACGGAUAAAGUAUUAUUACGGCGAUUUAUUUAGUGGAGAAAACUACACUACGUAUUUGCAAAAAUUGAAAUGAACAACUUUCAAUUAAAUGAGAAACUAUAAGAGCAACUUCAAUGGUUAAAAAAAGGACAUGCUCAUAAAAAAUAGAAAUACAUGAGCAGGUAGCCAAUUUAUAUUAUAGGUACGUUAAUAUUCUUUUCACAUACAUCGAUGCUUUUUAACUACGUAUUUGUGUUCUUUGGAUGCACCAUGCUACUGUGCACCUUGGUCCAUAUCUAAAUCGUGACACAUGCAUGGGACGCAUAACAAUACACGGGUGGGUCGCAUGGAGUUAAUAAACACUGGUGUCCAUCAUAUAAAGAUGGUCGUGGACCUGGCCCAAGGACCGAAAUCGUGAGUCGUGGUUCGGGCUACGUUUUUUGGAAGGACAAGGCACGUCAAGGUAAGUAAGGCAAGUACAAGUCUGAAAAGGCAUUGGAUAUAUUAGUUGUUGAGAAGGCCGGACAAGAUGAAUGGAGUUGAAGAGGCAACAAGUUCCUCUGUGGAUGCAAAACACAAUAAUAGAAACGAAGAAGAGAAGAAUGAGAGUAGCACUAGUAAUAAAGUUCCAUUCUACAAACUCUUUGCUUUCGCGGAUUCUACUGAUAAGGCAUUGAUGAUUAUAGGCUCCAUUGGUGCUAUUGCUAAUGGUGUUGCUAUGCCCUUGAUGGCCAUACUUUUGGGUGAUUUGGUUAAUGCUUUUGGCCAAAAUCAAAAUACUAGGGAAGUCAUCCAUGUUGUUUCCCAGGUGUCUCUAAACUUUGCUUACUUGGCUGUUGGAGCUGCAGUAGCUGCAUUUCUUCGUAAGCUUUUAUCUUAUUAUUGCUGUCUUUGGUUUUUUCUAAUAAAAUCAUACAAUAUAACCAUCUUAUUUGUAAUUCUGGCAGAGGUAGCAUGUUGGAUGGUAACAGGAGAAAGGCAAGCAGCAAGAAUGAGGAACUUGUACUUGAAAACUAUACUCGGACAAGAUAUUGCCUUCUUUGACAAAGAAAUCACCACUGGAGAAGUAAUUGGUAGGAUGUCUGGCGACACAGUUCUUAUACAAGAUGCCAUUGGGGAGAAGGUAGGGCAAUUUAUACAGCUGAUAUCAACAUUCAUUGGAGGUUUUGUGGUUGCAUUCAUCAAAGGAUGGCUUCUCACUCUUGUUAUGUUGUCUGUCAUACCCUUUCUUGCUACUGCUGGUGCAUUCAUGACCAUCUUUUUCUCGAGGAUGGCUACUAAGGGCCAAACUGCUUAUGGAAAGGCCGCCAUUGUUGUUGAACAAACUGUAGGCUCAAUAAGGACUGUGGCAUCAUUUACAGGAGAGAAACAAGCUAUUGCGAAAUUCAACAAAGCAAUUGCAAAUGCCUAUACAGCAGGUAUUCAUGAAGGGGUGACUACAGGAAUAGGACUAGGUGUCCUCACAUUUGUAAUCUUUAGCAGCUAUGCUUUGGCCAUUUGGUUCGGCUCAAGGAUGAUUCUACGAGGAGAUUACACUGGUGGCACCGUCAUUAAUGUCAUUGUUGGUGUCAUUAUUGGUUCUAUGUCACUGGGACAGGCAUCUCCAAACAUGACAGCAUUUGCAGCUGGGCAAGCAGCAGCAUACAAAAUGUUUGAGACCAUCAAUCGAAAGCCAGAUAUUGACCCUUUUGAUCCAAAUGGGAAAGUACUAGAUGAUAUUCAUGGAGAUAUUGAGUUUAAAGAUGUUCAUUUUAGUUACCCUACUAGACCUGAUGAACAAAUAUUCAGUGGAUUUUCUCUUAGCAUCUUAAGUGGCAGAACCGUGGCUUUAGUUGGACAAAGUGGGAGUGGUAAAUCGACAGUGAUCAGUCUUAUAGAAAGAUUCUAUGAUCCACAUGCUGGACAGGUUUUGAUUGAUGGAAUCAAUAUCAAAGAAUUUCAACUUAGAUGGAUUAGACAAAAGAUUGGAUUGGUUAGUCAAGAGCCUGUGCUUUUUGGAUCGUCCAUUAAAGAGAACAUUGCAUAUGGAAAAGAUGGUGCUACAAUUCAAGAAAUAAGAGCAGCAGCUGAGCUUGCAAAUGCGGCCAAGUUUAUUGAUAAGUUGCCACAGGGACUAGACACAUUGGUUGGUGAACAUGGGACUCAACUGUCAGGAGGGCAGAAGCAAAGGGUGGCAAUAGCAAGGGCCAUUCUGAAAGAUCCGCGGAUUUUACUGUUGGAUGAAGCUACAAGUGCACUUGAUGCAGAAUCUGAGAGGGUUGUACAAGAAGCACUAGACAGGGUAAUGGUAAAUCGAACCACUGUUAUCGUUGCUCACCGUUUAAGUACAGUAAGGAACGCUGAUAUGAUUGCAGUCAUUCAUCAAGGAAAGGUGGUUGAGAAAGGUGUGCACUCAGAAUUACUCAAGGAUCCUGAGGGAGCAUACUCACAACUUAUACAUUUACAAGAAAUGAGAAAAGAUUCGGAACAUGGUAAAGAAGAAAUUCGGAGCCAAUCUAGUAUGAGAAGAUCAUCUUUAAGAUCAAGGAGUGAAGGAUCCUCAGGGAGAAAUAGCAGCAGUAUUCGUGACUCUUUCUCAGCGGUGUCAGGACUAGCAACUGCAGACGUGGUAGAAAUCCCAAUACAAUCUGUUGUUGCAGAAGUUUCUAUUAAGCGUCUAGCCUCUCUCAACAAGCCUGAAAUUCCAAUACUUAUGGUGGGAUGUCUGUUUGCAAUUGCCAGUGGUGCAAUAUUUCCAGUAUUCAGUAUAAUUUUUGCUAGUGCGAUUGAAAUGUUUUAUAGGCCACCAGAUAUCUUGAGAAGGGAUUCAAGGUUCUGGUCCCUUAUGUUUGUUGUCAUUGGUUUGGCAGCACUGAUAUCGUAUCCAGCUAGAACUUAUUUCUUUUCUGUAGCUGGGUGUAAGUUGAUACGAAGGAUCAGAACUUUAUGCUUUGAAAGAGUAGUGCAUAUGGAGAUUGGGUGGUUUGACGAGGCAGAAAAUUCAAGUGGUACAAUAGGUGCAAGGCUAUCUGCUGAUGCUGCAACUGUACGUGCUUUAGUUGGAGACGCAUUGGGUUUGCUUGUUCAAAAUAUUUCCUCUGCUAUAACUGGUUUGGUCAUUGCUUUCCUUGCAAACUGGAUUCUGGCAUUGAUAGUCCUCGUCUUAAUCCCUCUCAUCGGAAUCAGUGGUUAUCUCCAAGUAAAGUUUAUGCAGGGAUUUAGUGCUGAUGCAAAGAAGAAGUACGAGGAGGCUAGCCAAGUUGCCAACGAUGCAGUUGGGAGUAUCAGAACAGUUGCUUCUUUUUGUGCGGAGGAGAAGAUAAUUCGAUUGUAUGAAGUGAAAUGUGAAGCCCCUAUAAAAGCUGGUAUAAAACGAGGCUUGGUUAGUGGGGCAGGUUUUGGGGUGUCCUUUGCUUUCCUUUUCGGUGUGUAUGGCGUCUGUUUCUACGCAGGAGCACAGCUUGUUGGCCAUGGAAGAACAACUUUUCCUGAUGUUUUCAGAGUAUUCUUUGCACUUGCUAUGGCAGCAGUAGGAAUAUCGCAAACAAGCUCCUUAGCUCCAGAUACUAGCAAAGCCAAGAGUGCCACUGCUUCAGUAUUCUCGAUUCUUGAUCGCAAAUCUAAGAUAAACUCAAGUGAUGAAUCUGGAAUGACAAUUGAUCAAGUGAAGGGUGAAAUUCAGCUUCGACAAGUGAGUUUUACAUAUCCCACUAGACCUGAUGUUCACAUCUUUCAAGACCUAUGCUUGACCAUUCAUGCAGGAAAGACAGUGGCUAUUGUUGGAGAAAGUGGGAGCGGAAAAUCAACUGUCAUAUCCCUGUUGCAAAGAUUCUAUGAUCUAGAUUCUGGUUGUAUUACUCUAGACGACAUUGAAAUUCAAAAGCUUCAGUUAAAGUGGUUAAGGCAACAAAUGGGACUUGUAAGCCAAGAACCUGUUCUGUUUAAUGAAACAAUACGAGCUAAUAUUGCAUAUGGGAAGGGAGGCAACGCCACUGAGGAUGAAAUAGUAACUGCUGCAAAGCAAGCAAACGCGCACAACUUCAUCAGUAGCUUACAACAGGGAUAUGAUACAGUUGUUGGUGAAAGAGGAGUGCAACUAUCAGGAGGCCAAAAACAACGAGUUGCAAUAGCACGUGCCAUAGUAAAGAAUCCGAGAAUACUCCUAUUGGAUGAAGCUACAAGCGCGCUUGAUGCAGAAUCUGAGAGAGUAGUGCAGGAUGCAUUGGAUCAAGUGGUGGUGAACCGUACUACUAUUGUUGUUGCUCAUAGGUUAUCCACCAUAAAGAAUGCAGACGUGAUUGCAGUCAUUCAAAAUGGUGUUGUUGCAGAGAAAGGGAAGCAUGAUACUCUAAUUCGUAUCCAAGAUGGUUUAUAUGCUUCUUUGGUUGCGCUUCAUAUUACUGCUGCCUCCUAGUCUUCCUUGCUUG